AUGCAGUCUGUGACUCUCCUUCUCAGUCUUUUGGCCGUGGCCACCGAAGCUGCCCCUCAGCUUGGGGGACUUGGUGGGUUGUUUGGUGGGAGCGGGUCCAGCGGGGGUGGACUUGGUGGAUUGUUUGGUGGUGGCGGGUCCAGUGGAGGUGGACUCGGUGGGUUGUUUGGUGGUGGCGGAUCCAGUGGAGGUGGACUCGGUGGGUUGUUGGGCGGACUGGGCGGAUCCAGUGGAGGUGGAGCAGGGAGCACUGGCGGCAGUGGCCCCUAUCUAGCGGGCUACUCAACGGACCCAGGCCUCCCUGGCCACACCAUCUAUCUUCCCAAGGAGAUUCCCGCAGAUCUGAAGCUGCCUGUACUCGUCUGGGGCAAUGGAGCGUGCAAGGCCGACGGUACUUGGUUCGAUGAGGCAUUGACCGAGUGGGCCUCUCACGGGUUCCUGGUCAUUGCCAAUGGGUCUCCAGCCGGCUCGGGCCAGACCAAUUCGAAAAUGCUGAUCCAAUCGCUAGACUUUGUCACUAAGAACGCCGGCCAGGGCAAGUAUGCCAAUGUGGACGCAAGCCGCAUUGCUGCUGCAGGACAGAGCUGUGGUGGUCUGGAGGCGUACGAGACCGCGGCCGAUCCUCGUGUCAAGGCCAUUGGGAUCUUUAACUCUGGAGAAUUCAGCGACUCGGCAUCUCGUCAAACAGUCGCGACACUGAAACAGCCCGUCUUCUAUUUCCUUGGUGGUAGCUCGGAUAUCGCGUACGAGAAUGGCGAGCGUGAUUACAAAAACCUGCCCCGUAACAUACCUUCAUGGAAGGGUAACCUCGAUGUUGGCCACAUGGCAACCUGGGCAGAGGUUAAUGGUGGUGAAUUUGCUGUUGGAGGUACCAACUGGUUGAAGUGGCUGUUGCGAGGGGAUGCACAGGCAGCACAAUGGUUCACUGGCAACGGUGCUCAACAAGCAGGGUGGAAAGUGGAGAAGAAGGGCUUGGAAGGUAUCCAGACCACUCCCAUUUGA
Messenger RNA from Eremomyces bilateralis CBS 781.70, 1002 nucleotides. RefSeq lists its product as uncharacterized. NCBI's taxonomy places the organism in Eukaryota, Fungi, Ascomycota, Dothideomycetes, Eremomycetales, Eremomycetaceae. The transcript is spliced from 3 exons. The record is from RefSeq and is a predicted model, not a curated record. The coding region runs from base 1 to 1002 and encodes 333 amino acids.